AUGCGUCGUGACUCGCUCGACGUCCACAUGGACCUCUCGCCCAGCAACGAACCAAACGCCCUGGUCAUCGACGACGAUGAUGCAGAGCUUCGCAUGUUGACUGACACCUACGAUCUCUCCAUGCCACCAGAGCACGAUGAUGAGGACGACGAUGACCCCAUCCUCCACGAAGACAGGGUAUUCACCCCUCCACCACACAUUGCCGCCCGGUUCUAUCGCCCCUCGCACGCUCGUCGACGGGAAUCCGCUGCCUCCUCGCGACGGAACAGCUUCUCCUCCGCGCAUUCCAAAUGCUCUUCCAGUCUACCCACCGAAGGGGAUCAGAGCAAACACAUUGCGCAGCACUUGAGGCGCACGUCGUUCCUUGAAGAUCGUAAGGCACGCCUGGCCGACCGAGCCGCACACGCCGAAAAGGUGCGCUUGCGCGCUGCCACGGCAAAGGCCGCAUCCAAGGACACCAAGUCCUCGGAAGAGCGCGCCCUGGCAGCCCAGCAGGCGCGCGAGCGCAAUCUGGCAGAGAUCGUGGCCAACUGCGCCGAGGAGGUGAAGCGGGCGAAGCAGAUUGCUACACUCAUGAAGGAGAAGCGCGAAACAGACCAGGCCAAAAUGAAGGCGCAAAUGGAGGAAAGGCUCGCAGAGGCGGACCGAAGACGGGAAGAGCUGAGGAGGCAGAAUGCAAGGAACCGCGGGAGAGGCCAAAGCAUCCUUGUGAGGAAGUCGAGCCCUGCGAAGCCGCGGCGUCGGAUGAGCUCCGAAGAGGCCGCCGCAAAGAUUACGAGUUGGUGGAGGUGUUGCAUCCGUCGCAGGGCGAUGCUCGAUUUCAACUCGCUGGGCCUCUCUGUGGAUGGCAUCAGAAGCACGUCCUUCGACACAGUCACGGAGUUGCUGGCUGAGGAGAAGGUGCUCACCACGACAGCAAGGCUACUGCGCACCUGCGGACUGCAAGAAGCGGAUCCUGGAUCAGUGGGCGAAAUGGCUGCUGUUCGUACGUUCCUGAGCGCCUUCUUGAUCUUGGGGCACCCCAACCAAGUCCUGGCCACCAAGACAGAUGGGGACAACGAAGGCGACAUGUCCUCUCAUCGACUACCUAGUGCCGAUCUAGAGAACCCUCAGCUACAGGACCUCGUCAGCAAGGCCAAGGACCUGUUGAUUGUGUUCGAGAAUAUCCUUAUGCGGUUGACCUUGACCAACCGAUAUACCGUGCCGCCAGCUCUGGUCAGCAAGCUGCCGGAAGCAUAUGCCGUCUUUCACAACGCCUUCAUCGCUUGGAAGUCACGGGACUCGAAUGCCCUGAUUGAAGUCAUGUUGAUGCAAUUCGUCGAACUUGACGCCAUCUUCCAGACAGUCAAGGACACGACGGACGACGCGGCCUCGCAGCUGUACCAGCAAAGCAUCCGCGACAGUCAGCUCAUGCUCAUCGUGCGCAUCAAGAAGCUCGCUGGUCAAGAGGCGGGCAAGAAGAUGAUCUUCGACGCUGUCGCCGAAGCAAGAAAGGCAAGGAGAGCCAAGAAGAAGACGGGGGAUACGAAACCCCGUGUGGCAGAGCCAACGCCAAGCGAGAGCGACGUCUCUCAGCGGCCGCUCACCCCUCCAGCCACCCCGUCGAACAAGCAGGCACAAACUCAAACAAAGGCCAUUGCCAUCAAGUCGCCAGGUGGUCUUGGCGGUCUGCUUCCUGACAAUCGCGGCAUUGUUCACGAACUGGCUAUCAACAAGGAAUACCAGAUUCCCAUCAGCGAAUACAAAGCGCAAGUAUCUGAUGCUUCACGCACCAUGUUUGAGCAGAUGCGUGGCAGCAUGCAGAGCGAUGCGCCAAUCGACAACGCCGUCAAUUUCCAUUUCUUCAUGCUCAUGGCUAGCGAGAUCAAAGACAAGCUGCAGCGUAUGCUCAAGCCCGGCAACAGCAUGUACAACCUGAUCCAGGAGAUGUUUGAUCCCGAGCUCGCGCAGAAACAGUUUGAGCGCGGAAGCUUCUCGUAUGAAAAGUUCUUCUCUGCCAUGGCAGGGCUACUGCCCAAGCUCUGCGCGCCGUUCCGAGAUGCCGAGGUUAAGGACCUGGUGGAUAACAAAUUAGGCGAUGGCAACUUGAUCGACAGGGUGGAGGCCUUGAGCGGCUUCAUUGAUAUCAUGCUGUGCGAUUACAUCAACUACAUGCUUCGAGUUGCUGCUCCUCAGUUGAUUGAGUCUGCACCACAGUACGAGGCGAAACGCUUCACGCAGGAGGUUGAGUCAGGGGAGAUUGACCUCAGCGCUGCGGAAGCGGCCUGGAGAGCAGCGAGGACCAAGGUUCUCGCUGAGGUCCAGAGGCGGGAUCCCGAGGGGAUCAAUCACCCCAAGUCUCGCCCAACAGGCACGCGCAUAUACGCGCAGAUCUUGGUGGACAUCUUCACGCAGCCACUGCCGCUGAAAGAAGAGACUGUCCCUGAGAUGCUGCGACUGGAUAGCAAGAGAGUGUCCGAAGUGUCCAAGACUGUGCAGCAUGUCAUCACUGUUGGCGCGGUGCUCUUGCAAUGCAAGAACCUUCUCAAGCGGGACGUCCGCUCGCCUUGGAAGGUGGAGGCCAGCAGGAUCAUGAGCGUCUUGGAGGCUAAUCACCCCAACACGGAAACGAUUGUCGACGGCACCAUGGCGGCCAUGGAGAGCCGAAGCAUGCCUGCUGCCACCAAGCAGCAUCUGCGCGCGCUCGUGACCAAGGUGAUCACCGCCAGUCAGGACAUGGCCAUCCGCGGUACGGAACCACGCGAGCCUGUGCUGCGCUUGCUCCUUACUCGGCUGAGGGGCAACAUCCUCGCCCGUCUGGCGCCUGGCUCGGCGAGUGAGCGGGUCAAGGCGGCCAACACGGCGGGCGAGAGGCUCGCGAGUCUGGGACUGAGUGAGUUUGUCGACCGCGUGCGUGGGGUGAGCAUGCUUCUCGAGAGGAUCGGGGCAGUAGACCGUGGUGCCCAUGGGGCGUGGUGGGAUGCCAUUGCCACCAAGGUAGAGCAGGAGGAUACGAAUUAA
Messenger RNA from Emericellopsis atlantica, 3000 nucleotides. RefSeq names its product IQ calmodulin-binding motif domain protein. NCBI's taxonomy places the organism in Eukaryota, Fungi, Ascomycota, Sordariomycetes, Hypocreales, Bionectriaceae. Bases 1 to 3000 code for a protein of 999 amino acids. The record is from RefSeq and is a predicted model, not a curated record. The transcript has a single exon.